AUGCUGAGAAUGCUGUUAUUUUGGACGAUGAUAGCGUUGAAAGUUGGAACACGCGGAGUUCCGUAUGUCGCCGCAUCGAUCUUUAUCACAAUGGUUAGCGGCGAUUACUCUGCGGCUAGGGAAGUAAACGCGACUGCGAUGGAUAGAAAUGUGGGCUCGUCUCAGAGUAGUGGCAGUGCCUAUCACCAGCAGCUUCGGUUCAGUUUGGCUGAUAUGGGGGUUGUCAGGUCAAACUUGAACCCUUCUACGGCUUGUCAUGUCUCUACAGCCGUCACAACACCGCUAGUAGCCCUUUCGUCACAUCUCAGACCGUCCCAUGCUCCGCUCAGUUCCGUACACUUACCACGGCCUAAUACUUUCCUGGCUGCUCCGUCGCCGAUUCCAACCAUGCGAGGAGAAUCCAAUAUGGUGUCGUCUUCGGUCGGCAUCGUCAGAGCCAGCUCGUCUUCGGCGGCAGUUUUGGCAAGCCGUAUGGACCUUUAUCACGUGAAUCCCGGUAUGCCUGGAGGAGCUUUGAACAGCAGCCAUCUUGCGUCAUCGUCGUAUGUCGGUGGUAGUGGUAGCGGCAGCGGCGCUGCUCACAUAAUGAAUUCCGCUGCCUUGCAGGUGCAGAUGCCAUUCCAGAAACUUAAGGUCGAAGAUGCGCUCAGUUACUUGGACCAAGUAAAAUUGCAAUUCGCCAACAAACCUCAUGUGUACAACGACUUCCUGGAAAUCAUGAAAGAUUUCAAAGCUCAAUCGGUCGAUACGCCAGGAGUAAUUCAACGAGUCAGCCAGCUGUUUCGCGGCCAUCCGAAUUUGAUUGUCGGCUUCAACACGUUUCUGCCACCUGGCUAUAAAAUCGAGGUACACGGCGAUCGCGGUGAGCGGGUAUCCAUUUGCACACCAAAUGGACAGUCUCACAUCAUCGCCGGUGAGGAUGAACCGUCUACGAGCAGCAUUAAAACUUACUUGAACGUUCCUGUAUGUACAGAAAACAGGCAGCAACCGUCCCCAUGUGGUAAAAACCAGCCGCCAUCGCAGUCCAGUAGUACAGUUCAGCCAAUGGAAUUCAACCACGCCAUAAACUACGUCAAUAAAAUCAAGCUAAGAUUCCAAACUCAACCAGAAGUGUACAAGCAGUUUCUCGAGAUUUUGCACACUUAUCAAAAGGAGCAGCGGGAACUUAAAGAAGGCCGCAUUCCGAUCGGUCAGAGUCCUCUCACCGAAGCUGAGGUUUAUGCCAUGGUAGCCCGUCUUUUUGUGAACGAAGCGGAUUUGUUACGUGAGUUUGGGCAGUUUUUGCCAGACGCUUCUUCGGCCACCACGCAGAUCCAUGUACAGCAGCAGCAACAGCAGCAGCAGUUGCAGCAGCAGCAGCAGCAGCAAACAGCAGAAAAUGCGGCUCGCCAAGCGAUAAAAAUGACGGCCUCUUCUGAUGCGGCUAUUGUAGCGAUGACAGAUCAUCCAAAGCCAUCUACUUCUACGGACAGUGGCAACGUAGACGAAGAGCCUGUCUGUUCAUCGUCAUCGUCCGCGUCGUCGGCAGUCGUAGAACGCCUCGUCGCAUCGCAGAUCGAAAAACAGAAUGAAACGGAAGCAACAAAAGACGCAGAAGUCGCAUCGGCCUCCUCCAGUAAAGUUAUUCCGAUUUCGUUGGACGACGAUGAUGCAGCCGUCGAAGGCAUGUCGAUCAGGAAAAUCACCUAUGACGUGAGCAUAGAAGAGGCGGCGAAAUACGCUACUUUUGCCGAGUAUCAGUUUUUUGACAAAGUGAGGAAGGCUCUUCGAAAAGAAGAACCCUAUUUAAACUUUCUUCGUUGUCUCGUGUUGUUCAACAUAAAAAUCGUAACCAAGCGUGAACUCUUGCAAUUGGCUCAGCAUUUCUUGGGUAGGUUUCCAGAAUUGAUUAAGUGGUUUAAAGACUUCAUGGACGGUACUGAAGAAACCACCGAUUCGGUGCCUGCGAAGAAGGAGCAGGAAGGGAUUAGCUCUGACCUCGCUAUGGAAAUUGAUUUUGCGUCAUGUAAACGUUACGGUAUCAGCUAUCGUGCAUUGCCGCCUUCCUACAAGAAACCCCACUGUAGCGGGCGUAAACCAGAGGAUUUACAGGUUCUCAAUGACACCUGGGUUUCUUUUCCAUCAUGGCAAUCAGAGGACAGCAGUAACGUCGCACAGAAGAAAACUCAAUUUGAAGAAUGGAUGUAUCGUACUGAAGAUGAGCGUUUUGAGCUGGACAUCGUGAUCGAGGUCAACCGUUCAACGAUACAGGUGUUUGAAAACGUGCUCAAACGAAUGUCGCACAUGAGCACCGAAGAGGCGAAGCGCUUCCAGUUGGACGACACUUUGGGUGGCACGUCGAUGACAAUUCAUCAACGCGCCAUUAGCCGUGUAUACGGCGACUGUGCAUCUGAUGUGAUUGAGGGAUGUAAGAGAAACCCUUAUGUCGCUGUUCCGAUCGUUCUGAAGAGGCUCAAAGAAAAAGACGAUGAAUGGCGCGAAGCGCAAAAAAAUUUUGACCACAUUUGGCGUGAGCAGAACCAAAAAUACUACUGGAAGUCGUUGGAUCAUCAGGGUAUCACUUUCAAGCAGAACGAUCUGAAAGUAGUCAGAUCGAAAGCGCUCAUCAGCCAGAUCGAAGCGCUCUACGACGAGCGCCACGAGGCUAUCGAACAACAAGCUGGUGAAAUACCCACUGGUCCUCAUUUGGAAGUCACCUAUCCAGAAGAACGCACGGUGUUCUGCGAUGUUCAUGAUUUACUGAUUCAUCACGUGAAACGUCAGACAAGCAUUCAAAGUGAAGAAAAACGUAAGAUCAAAAGAAUACUUAAGACUAUUUUGCCCAGACUGUUCGGGAUUAAGGCGAAAGAAAACGAUAGCGAAGAAGACACUAAUCAAGCCGAUGCAGAUGGUCUGUCCGACGAAAGUGAUACUGGAGCAUCUGUCAUUGAAAUACCGAUGAAAAGGAGACGAAUGAGCGCGGACGGCACUGACGGCAGCGAAUCGCAUCGAAUUUCUGACUCUGGCGGAGCGAGUGUCAAAGAUCUACACCCACUUUACAGCGGGCAUUGCUUAAUAUUCUUGCCAAAUCCAUGGUACGUCUUCCUUCGUCUGCAUCAGCUGUUUUGUGAGCGGCUGUCGAUGUUGUUCAACAGGGCGGCAACCAUUUUAAUGGAAUCUAACUGCGACACCGAUAUCGACGACACCACUGGCGAACAUCCUAUAUCAGACGCUCUCGCUUGCGGCUGUAAAUCGCAGCCGUCGCCGGCAAAGUUUUAUCCGUCGCUUAUCCGCUUGAUCAAGAGUCUGCUCGACGGUCAGAUCGAUGGCGGUCAGUACGAAGAUUCACUGCGCGAAAUGUUCACCAUCCACGCUUAUAUCGCUUUCACGUUCGAUAAGAUGGUGCAGAUCAUGGUUAAACAGUUGCAUGCGAUGGUCACCGAUCCUGUUUGCAUCGACGCUCUUGAACUACAUAACAAAUGGAUGUGGGAAGCAAGAUCGAAGGAUUAUUUUAUUGCAGGUGUUCGCUCGAGGCUCGAGGAAGCUUACCAAAGGGAGGCCGAAAAGAUUAUGGCAAACUUAAACUGCUUCAAAAUCUAUUUCUGGUACCAGUCAAGAAAAGUCACUUUUGAAAUGUUGGAUACAGAUCUGAAUGCCCAGUCCCUAGAAGUAGUAAAAGGAAUGAAAUGGUCUGCAUAUGUGGAGAAUUAUCUAAGCCUGGUCACUCCAACGGAGACCGAACAACUUACGGAGAAAUUUCUCAUUCGAAUGAACCAAAAACCGCUGUUCGUAUUCAGGAAUCUGAAGCGUUUAGCGUCACUUACGCGAAACGAUGGAGAAUCAAGUGCAGAACUGAGUAAAAGCGGCGGCUGCACAACGGCAAAGGGUCCGGAGAAUGACGACCACAUUGACUCUGACGAAAACGGAAACAAAUCGCCAAAAUCGAACGGCGGCGAAUCGAGUGUCCAUGCCGCCGUCGCUAUCUUCAACCGCUUUCGCAAGUUCAACCACGAGAACGCAGUAAAGACGAUGUUGACAGGCAUGUUCGUUGCCGAAAAUUUACAGGCACGAUUCAACCGCUCGAUCCACCGAUGGCAGUACAUAGCAGGCACCGAAGACGUUCUGUGCAGACGAACCAGACCGACAGCGGCAGCCGCUUCCACAGAAACCGCAGGUGGUCGAACGUUAGGCGGUAGUUGUGCCAACGUUGACCUACCCCACUGGUAUACCACUAUGAAAUAUGAUUAUUAUCGUCUUUGGUUCAUGUUCAUGAGCAGUUACGCGUAUCGUGUAUCGAUAUUAAUGAACGGUACCGGUGCCCUGGGGCAGGGCACGUUUCAGCGUUUUCUGAAGCAAACCGAAAAACGAAACUCAGCGUUCGCACACUUUCACGAACAGUGGACACUGAACAACUUGACAAUGGAACAAGUGCAUCGCACGGCUGACUGGUUCAUGGGCAGACUGGAUGAUGGUUCCACGGUGUGGAUGCAGCGCAUUCAGGUCCCUUGCCCAAUUCGAGCGCCAUACUUCUUAUGCAACAAAUACAUCGUCGACCGUUCCAAAAACGCUCUGAACGCUACCCAGGAUCUAGCAUUCAUGCCGACUAAUCAUGGACGAUGA
Molecule: messenger RNA, 4599 nt
Organism: Soboliphyme baturini
Lineage: Eukaryota; Metazoa; Nematoda; Enoplea; Dioctophymatida; Soboliphymatidae
Source: the annotation of a GenBank genome assembly